AUGCUGCUGGCACGCCCCAUGCAGCACGGCUCGCAAGGGCGGGCAACGUUGCUCGCACGUGCGUCAGCAUUCCAGCGCGGUGAAUGGCGUCAGCUACUCGCCGCGGCACGUUCCAGCGGACGCCCAGCGGCAGCGCCGGCAGAGCUAGACGCGGAAGUUCUCGCCGAACGCAGGCAUCUGCGGGCUUGCACUAAAGUCCGCCAAGGUGAACUUUCACGUGCCAGGCAAGUCCUUACGGCGGCUGAGCUCGCGCCUGGCAAUGUUGCCACGUGGGCAGCACUUACCGACCCAGUGCAGCGCCCACCCCAUGCGCGCACCGAGCCACCAGCGGAGCUGCUCCAGUACGAGCCCAUGCAGCCCGUACAGCUCUCAACGCGCGCAGUGGCCAACGCGCUGCGCGAGGCCCGGCGCGGCAGUGCGGCUGGCUUGUCAGGCAUGCAAGCGGAACACCCCAAGCUGUUGUUGCACGACUUGGAGGCCCUGGAGUUGCUUGCAGAGGCGGCAACGCAUCUGGCUCAUGCGCGCAUCCCGCCAGACAUCGCAGCUGGCCUCGCCAUGGCACGGCUUACUGCGUUGCGCAAGCCAGACGGCGGAGUGCGGGGGAUUGCAACAGGAGAUGCCUUGGAAUUGCGCGCUAAUGUCCCGGUGAGGUACGACCUUGAAUGGGACCACCGAAAAUUGGCCUGGAGGGCAGAACUUGACUUGCUGGGCCUUGCACUGAGUGCGCGUGCUUAG
Messenger RNA from Symbiodinium pilosum, 735 nucleotides. Lineage: Eukaryota; Dinophyceae; Suessiales; Symbiodiniaceae. The record is from the annotation of a GenBank genome assembly.